AUGGCAUCCGAAGAUACGGUCUCAGAUAACCGAGAAGUCGACAAAGCAGCACUUCUUGAUCGAAUGGUUGCUGCUGCACAACAAAGCGCAUCUCAAGAUGAAGAAGAUAAAGAGGAGCAGCCCAACACCGAAGGUCUCAAUGAAGAAGAUGCGCUGCGGAAUCUGACUGGCACCGUAAGAGAUCAGAAUGACCUGGAGCGCGACAUCACACUCCAAGCCAAUGCUGCACUCAACGAAGCUGAGGACAAGAAGGAUCAAAACCGCAUCGAAAAGUUGGAAGCCACCAAGCAUCGGCUUCAGCUUCAACUGGACAAAGAGAAGAAGCGCCUAGAGAAAGUUGCUCACAGCAAUGUCUACCAAACUCGAAACAUCCAGAAGGAAAUCGCAAAACUCGAUGAAGAAAUCAGACAAGUGAGCAAUGACAUAUCUGAUUUCCAGGCACGAAUCAAGAAGCGUCAUGAAGAAAGCUCUGUGGACGAUUCAAUCAAGUCCAAAUCUACUAGGCUUCCUGGUGAAAGCCACCGUGACUUUCUGAUUCGGACCGGAAAGAUUACACCAUUUGCCAAGAUUGGAGGACCACGACCUGCCGGAAUUCAAGGCCAGCUCGCCGAUACGAUUCUGGAUGCAGAAGAAGAGGCAGCAGCUGAACAACUUGGAGGGGAACUUGAAGGACCUGCUUCGCAUCAACGACUUCGUAGACCUGGAUUUGCUGACGAGCUUGAUUCGGAACCCGAACCCCCUCAACAAGCCCCAGUUGUUGAGAGUGAGUUCUCACUAAGGCCAAGGAAAAAACGUCGGGUUCAAAAGGAACGUAGCCCGUCUGCGGACUUUGAACCCGAAGCAUCCGGUUCUGAAUCUCACGACGAUGAUGUCUGGAAGCAAGGGAACGAGGAUGAUCUAAUUAGAGAGCAACGCCGUCAGACCAAAGCCAAGACUAAGGCUGCCGAUCAAGAGCAGAUCGAUCUCAGUAAGAUCGACGAUGGCAAUGAAGCCCAUUUCAAAGCCCGGUUGAGCGACUGGGUGACUCGAAGAAGUCGUGCACGGAGGGCUCGGAAGCAAGCGGUCGACGUGUCUGCUGAUCCAGGAGAGAGUGAUGAAGAAGAGGAAGAAUGGUUCAAACCGGCUCCUGACUUUCCCGACUACAACUUUGGUGACGAUCUGAAGCUGCCUGGAGAUAUUCAUCCUUCGCUUUUCGGAUACCAAAAAACAGGCGUGCAGUGGCUUGCCGAACUUUAUAAGCAAAAUGUCGGAGGCAUCAUUGGUGAUGAAAUGGGCCUGGGAAAGACUGUACAGCUUAUUGCUUUCAUCGCAGCUCUCCACUACAGCAAAAAGCUACGCCGUCCUGUCAUUGUUGUUGCACCUGCUACACUUCUGCGACAAUGGGUGAGUGAAUUUCACCGCUGGUGGCCACCACUUCGCGUGUCCAUCUUGCACGCUUCUGGUAGUGGUAUGAUGAACCCCAAGUUCGAAGACGAGUAUGAUCUGGAUCAUUUCCAGCCCUUGGCCACCAAGUCAGAAAAGGCUGCUCAAAGAAUCGUCAACGGAGUCGUCAAGAGUGGGCAUGUCCUGGUAACGACGUACACUGGCCUUCAGACAUACGCUGAGACUUUGCUGCCAGUUCAAUGGGACUACGCAGUUUUGGAUGAAGGACACAAAAUUCGCAACCCAAACGCCGAAAUUACUGUUACUUGCAAGGAACUCAACACGCCGAACCGUGUCAUUCUCUCGGGAACACCAGUCCAGAAUAACUUGACCGAACUGUGGUCACUCUUCGACUUUAUUUAUCCUAUGCGGUUGGGAACCCUCGUCAAUUUCAGAGCCCAAUUCGAGAUCCCGAUUCGUCAAGGUGGCUAUGCCAACGCAUCUAAUCUGCAGGUCAUGACAGCAGAGAAAUGCGCAGAAGCAUUGAAAGAAACAAUCGGAGAAUAUCUACUUCAGCGUUUGAAGAUCGAUGUCGCAUCCGAUCUCCCGGAAAAAACAGAGCAAGUGUUGUUUUGCAAAUUGACCGAUGGCCAGCAUAAGGCGUAUGAGACUUUCAUCAAAUCGGAUGAAGUCUCGGCCAUCUUGAAUCGAAGACGACAAUCACUUUACGGCAUUGACAUAUUGCGCAAGAUCUGUAACCACCCAGAUCUGCUCGACAAGACUCUUGCAAAGAAAGCUGGCUACGAUUUUGGGAACCCCAAGCUAUCUGCGAAACUGCAGCUCACAAAAGAUCUACUGCAAAAGGUCAUGAUUCCUAACGGACACAAGACGCUCCUCUUCUCGCAAGGUAAACAAAUGUUGAACAUUAUCGAGAAGUGCAUCAGCGAAUGUGGAAUUUCUUACGUGCGAAUGGAUGGAGAAACACCCGUUGAUCAGCGUCAGCCAAUGAUCGACAGAUUUAACGAAAGUCCGGAUAUCCAUGUCUUCCUUAUGACAACUCGUACUGGAGGAUUGGGAACAAAUCUCACUGGCGCUGAUCGCAUCAUCAUCUUUGACCCUGACUGGAACCCUUCAACAGAUCUUCAAGCUCGAGAAAGAGCAUGGAGACUCGGCCAGAAGAAGCCGGUAAAGAUCUACAGACUUAUGACGGAAGGGACCAUCGAAGAGAAGAUAUAUCAUCGCCAGAUUUUCAAGCAGUUCAUGACGAACAAAGUUCUGAAGGAUCCAAAGCAGCGCAGCAGUUAUGACCUGUCAGAUCUCUACGAUCUCUUCAGUUACAACACAGGGGAAGACGCGAGUGCCAACCGAAGCGAGCUCUUCAAGAAAGCAGAAGUUGAACUUCCUUCCGGUGAUGGUGAACAGGGGCAAACGUCAGAACCAGCUCAGAAUGUAGCAGCCGGAGCAGACGUGGAGAGUAAGGAGCUCCGGCAGAUGGGCCUGGUGGCUGCUAUGGAAGACUUCCGAGAAGACAAGUCUGUCCACGAUGAGAAGCGCAUGCUGGACGGUAUCUUCGCUAAGUCAGUCAACAAUGCGUACGACCACGAGGCUAUUGUGAACGGGCCCCAGAAAGCAAAGGCGGACAUAUCUGUUCUGCAACAAGAAGCAAACAUGGUAGCCCGCCAGGCUGCAGCACACCUUCGUCAAGCUGGCGCAGAGGCGCGAAGAGUUCCCAUAGGCACUGUUACAUGGACUGGCGAGGUCGGCCAGGCUGGCCGCCCUGGAGCUAAUCGUCGCCGCGGAGGGCCAAGCUCAGCAGCCAUCAUGAGUAACCUCGCAGAUCGCCAAGGUCUUGAUACAGGGAGUGGGGGAAGUUCUCGUUCCGGAACUCCUGGCGCAGACAAGAGUCUAAAGUCCAAAGACUUUGUGGCCAUGAUCAAAACAUUCAUCAACCGCCACAAUGGUCGAGUCCCCAGCAAGAUGUUGGUAGACCACUUCAACCCCUACUGCCCCGGCAAGAAGCAGAGCGACGAGUUCAAAGCUGCCCUGGAUAAGGUUGCAGUAUUGAACAAAACCGGAGGUGCUGGUAGAGGAAUAUGGACACUCAAGCCAGGUGUAAAAUAA
This is a messenger RNA of Fusarium mangiferae, 3483 nucleotides long. RefSeq lists its product as uncharacterized. Lineage: Eukaryota; Fungi; Ascomycota; Sordariomycetes; Hypocreales; Nectriaceae. The record is from RefSeq and is a predicted model, not a curated record. Gene Ontology annotation, cellular component: nucleus. Gene Ontology annotation, molecular function: ATP binding; ATP-dependent chromatin remodeler activity. Gene Ontology annotation, biological process: transcription-coupled nucleotide-excision repair. The transcript has a single exon. Bases 1 to 3483 code for a protein of 1160 amino acids.